Molecule: messenger RNA, 1167 nt
Organism: Closterium sp. Naga37s-1
Lineage: Eukaryota; Viridiplantae; Streptophyta; Zygnematophyceae; Desmidiales; Closteriaceae
Source: the annotation of a GenBank genome assembly
AUGGCGCAAGCGGCGCUGACGGCGCUGGACACGUGGACGGCGCGGGAUUGGCGGAAGGAGGAGCGCCGGUGGCGCGAAGAGCUGCGCCGGUGGCGCGCGGAUGACGUGGCGUUCCGCGCGGAGGAGAGGCGAUUCAAAGCAGAAGAGCGGAUGUUCCGCGCUGUGCGACACAGGUGGCGCGACGAGAUAAUGCAGCAGCGCCACGUGGACAACGCCAUGCACCUGUGGGAUCGUGUGGAGGGGAAAGCGGAGCGCUUGUAUCAACACUUGAAGGCCAUCGCGUGGCACCAACACCUCACUCCUCGUUGUUCAUCCUCCUUUCUCAACUCUCUUUCCCCACACUCUCUUUCCCCACACUCUCUUUCCCCACACUCUCUUUCCCCACACUCUCUUUCCCCUUCUUCCCCGGCCACUGGCACCGGCACCGAGGAGGAGUGCAACUGGCGAAGCGUGGAGGAGGCGGCGGAGCGGAGCACACGAGAGCCAUGGAGUGGCACACCAACACCCCACCCACUCCUCGUAGCUAAUCCCCCUUUCUUCCACUCUCUGCGCGCCAAUCCUCUCCGUGCCAUCUCUCCCCCGCCUCUCACCAGCACCAAGGAGUGCAACAGGCGCAGUGUGGAGGAGAAGGCGGAGCACAUGAGGGCCAUGGCGUGGGUGGCGGCUAUCGUGGGCGGAUUCACCAUGACUGCCCCCGUGGAGUUCACCUAUAGUGACCCCGAUGCUCCUAUGGCCCUGGUCACUGCAUACGCCCUCUGCACUGCUCUCGUGCCAUCACUGAUGGUGGUGGCAGCAAUGAUAGCAGUUUUUGUAUUAGGAGCAGUGCUGAGGAUGGGCAAGCUAUACGUGCACGAGAGGGAGGAGGAGGAGUUUCUCGCCUCUGCCCGCUACUUCGCACUCAACCGGGCGGCGGCGGGCGGCAACAGGACGACGAUCACCGCCCCACCAGCUUCCUUGAGGAGCUUCGACCGCUUCUGGGACCUCAGACCUCAGGUGUUCCGUUAUAAGACCUCAGCUUCCCCCUGCCACACUCCUAAAUUCACCUUCCCUCCCAUCCACCCCUCUUCCUCCCCACCCCGCACACCACUCGCACCCCCUGUGCAGGAAUCACAUUCUUCUUCCCUCUCCUCUCUACCAUGGCGUGAGUUCCACCCACCCAGGUCAUAA